AUCCAAAGAAAAUAUCUGCCAUUCGUUUCUUGCACUACGAAUCGAGCGAGGAGCAAAUUACCAUAUCCUCACCUUGCCCAUCUAAGCUGUGCAGCGGCGAUGGACGUCCCCGACGAAACGUCGCCGUUCCCCAUCGGCAGCAGUGAGGGAGCCGCCGCGCCGGCGGCGGCGGACGCGUGGGAGGCGGUGGCGCAGCUCCCGGCAGAGGAGCACGGGAGGGGGUGGGAGAUUGUAGCGACCGACGCCUCCACCCAUGACGACUGUUCCAUCUUCCCCCCUACCCUCCACGAGGGGCUCUACCUCCGCCACGACUCACUCCCAGUCCUAGCCCCUCCCAUACCUCCCCAAGAACAGGUUAGGGUCGUCGAGGUGCCGUCAUCUUGGCCCAUGAGGUACGAAGAGGUGGGAGAGAUGCGACCUACGCGAUGGGGGCCGCUCUCGGAUUCCGCUAGGCGGUUGAUCGGGUCGGGGAUUGAGGUGAUCCGUGCAAAAAUCUCACUUUGUAAAGGAGGAGGAUUAGGUCUUUCGACCGGAAGGGGGGUUUGGUCGUUCAUGGCAGUGGCCGGAUUCGUGGGCGCUUUGAUGUAUAUGAAACGGAGGCACCGGCGGGAGAAGGAGUUGCUUCUUCUCCUACUUUCAGAGAAGGAUCAGAAUCACCAUAUGGCAAGAUUGGCCGACCCUUACUCUCGGGUGAUACUCCUAUCAGGUUAAUGCUUGUUUAUGCAUUAGAGAUGCUCCUAAUCGUCAUGUACAAAUAAGUAAAAGAAAGAAAAGCUCACGGAAGUUAAAUGAGCCAUGAUCAAUCAUCUGGGGAUCCUCUUUGGUACCUGAUGCUUGUGGAUUGCAGAAGCAUUGGCAGAUUAUUUACUUAGUAAAAGAGGAUACGGGAGUUGUUGAAUCAAAUUGCUCUGAUGAAUCAUAUCAUAGCUGCGGGUUACCGAAUACCUGUUACGAAGCGUACAUGAAAUCUUUAUGGCUGUUGGAUGAAAAUGUGAUGCUUGCUGUUGCAUUAUGUUUGUCUCCUGAUGGUAGUCAAUUUCUCUCUGAUGUGUUAAGGACUGUGGCUUCACAUCAUUGGUGUACAAACCUGAGGGGUAAUUAUUUUUCUAAAGCUGUUACGAAUCAAUAAGAAAUAUAGUUACCAGAGUUUGGCGUCA
Molecule: messenger RNA, 1157 nt
Organism: Musa acuminata AAA Group (dessert banana)
Lineage: Eukaryota; Viridiplantae; Streptophyta; Magnoliopsida; Zingiberales; Musaceae
Exons: 3
Coding region: 100-711 (203 amino acids)
Source: RefSeq, a predicted model, not a curated record